CUCUUGACGGCUGUUGUCAAAUUAAAUGUAGUAUUUUAGCACUGUAUUUCUAAAUUUCUGUAAACAUCUAUACAUUAAACCAUGGCAGAGGACGAUGAGUUUAAUAACGAUCUCGACGAUGACUACCAACCAAGAUCUAGAAAAAAGAAAUCGCGAUCUAAUGAACCUAAUCCAAACAAGAAAUGUCGUCCUAGAAUUGAUCAGCUUGCAAUCCCCAGUCGCAGGCUCAUUCUAGCUUUGUAUCAAGACCACGGCUACCACUUACCCAGAGAAAAGGUCGAAAAAAUAAAAAUACUUUUACAAGAACUGUACGCUAUGACACCGGAAGAGACGGAACGGUAUUUUGCCCAUAUAAAGAAAAAAUCAGCCGAUGUUUCUAGAAGAAAAGACAUUAAAUUUAUGUUGAAGAAACUAGUGAAAAGAAAGAAAAAGGAGCAGCAGCACAAGCAAGCCUAUGAAUUACUUUAUCGUUUAUUCGUUUCUGGUAUGGAGUUUGCGGUCAAAACUCCUGUGCCACCUUUGGUUUCUGUCAGAUUAAGAAACCUUUCCAACAUAAUUCUGGAGCAGAUUUGUAACUUGAGAAACGUCGACAUACCGGCCAGGGAAGAUUCAGAUCAGUUUGGCAGUUUCCUCAUUAAAGUUGCCGAUUGGAUGGCUAUAGUCAUUGAGCAUUUGUAUUACGGAAUACAUCUAAAGAAGAACGCAGAACUGCAGAUAAUCGAAAACGAGCAUAAAAAGAAGAAAUUGGACGAAGCAGCUUCUGAGCAUAAAACCGAAGAAACUAAGGAUGAUAAUGAAGAUAAUGAGGCCGAGCUAAACGAUGAAAUUGAAUAAUAAAUCAACAAAGAAAAAAAAUAAGGUAAAGGAAAAAAGUGAGACAGUAUUGUAUGAAUGAACGUCUAAGAUAAUGUAAAUGAAGAAGUUGUAUCAGCAUCAAGUGCCUGUGUUCAAAUAAAAUAAAAACUUUUUAUAUUAUGUCUUAAUUUAUGUUAUAUUGGUGUAUUACUUACUUGAGAUAUUACCUUUCUAUAUUUUUAUACAUUAACUCCUUUUGCAGUAAAACUGAUGUAAAAAAUAAAUUAAUAAUUAUUUUA
Messenger RNA from Sitophilus oryzae (rice weevil), 1094 nucleotides. RefSeq lists its product as uncharacterized. The record is from RefSeq and is a predicted model, not a curated record. The coding region runs from base 82 to 834 and encodes 250 amino acids. The transcript has a single exon. Lineage: Eukaryota; Metazoa; Arthropoda; Insecta; Coleoptera; Curculionidae.